AGGCUGAACAGGGCCAGGAGAGCAACCUGCAAGCAUGGCUCAAAACAGAACAUCGCCUAUGGAAAUCUCCUGGGAAAUCCUCAAGCAGUACCACAUAGAUGAAGAUGUAGGCUUCGCUCUGCCAAAUCCACUGGAGGAGUUGCCUGAGAAAUAUAAUGCUUGGAUUUUGAUUGCUAAAAAUCUGCCAGAACUGAUUAAGACUGGGCAACUUCGUGAAGAAGUUGAGAAGCUCCCGAUGCUCAGCAUUGAUGAUCUCAAGGAAUAUGAGCAACAGUGCCUUGGACACUUAGCUCUGGGCUGCAUUACCAUGGCCUACGUGUGGAACCGGGCAGACGAUGAUGUCCGGAAGGUCUUGCCGAGCAAUAUUGCUGUGCCUUACUGUGAACUCUCAGAGAAGCUGGGCCUGCCUCCCAUUCUGGUUUAUGCAGACUGCGUGCUGGCAAACUGGAAGAAAAAGGACCCCCGUGGACCAAUGACCUAUGAGAACAUGGACAUUCUGUUUUCAUUUCCUGGUGGAGACUGCAGCAAAGGUUUUUUCCUGGUUUCUCUGCUGGUGGAGACAGCAGCUUUUUCUGCAGUUAAAGUAAUUCCCACUGUACUACAAGCCGUGCAACGUCAGGACAAGGAAACCCUGCAAAACACACUGCUGGACAUGGCUAAUUGCCUAAGAAACGCCCGGAAAGUGUUCGAGGAGAUCCAUGGAUAUGUGGACCCAGAUCUAUUUUACAAUGUUCUCCGCAAAUAUUUGUCUGGCUGGAAAGGCAACCCCAAGCUGCCCAACGGCCUGCUGUACGAGGGGGUCUGGGAUGACCCCAAGCAGUUUGCAGGAGGCAGUGCAGGGCAAAGCAGCAUCUUUCAGUGCCUUGACGCUCUUCUGGGCAUAGAGCAGACCACAGGAGGAGGACCUGCAGCUGAGUUCAUCAAGGAGAUGAGAACAUACAUGCCACCUGCACACAAGGACUUUCUCUAUUUCUUGGAGUCCUGCCCAUCAGUCCGUGAGUUUGUUCGUUCCAGAGAUGAUGCUGACUUGAAAGAAGCUUAUGAUAAGUGUGUGCAAGCGCUGGUCUCCCUGCGGAGCUACCAUUUGGGAGUAGUGAAGACCUACGUUCUGGAUCCUGCAAAGAAGCAGUCUAGGGAAGAGGAAACUGGCAGUGAGCAAUUGGAACAGGAACACAGAGGAACAGGAGGAACUGACUUCAUGAAUGUCCUAAAGGCUGUGAGAACGAAAACCACGCAAUCGCUUUUGAAGGACCGUUAACCUUGCCCUAGCAAGGGCGUCAGCAGCUCACAGAAAUCUGCAUCUAUUCCUGUAACUGAUCACUGUGUCAGACUCACAAAUUAUUAGCAUGCAAAAAUUUACCAGUGAUCCCCUGUAAAAGAUUUUAAAAUAUAUUUUUCUGCAUUCUGUGCCUUCUUGGUAGGAAAUUACCAAAAGAUAAUUAUGUAAGAAUAUAAAAGAUAAUAUUAGAAAAUUUGUGCCCUGCAUUUAUUAUUAAAAUACCAUCAUGAAAUUACACAAACAGAAAUCAUAUAGGAUGUAAUAAAACUUGCUUGAUUUUAAAUUUUAA
Messenger RNA from Chinchilla lanigera (long-tailed chinchilla), 1568 nucleotides. It is a transcript of the gene Ido1, whose product is annotated as indoleamine 2,3-dioxygenase 1. The record is from RefSeq and is a predicted model, not a curated record. The transcript is spliced from 10 exons. Gene Ontology annotation, cellular component: cytoplasm. NCBI's taxonomy places the organism in Eukaryota, Metazoa, Chordata, Mammalia, Rodentia, Chinchillidae. Gene Ontology annotation, molecular function: L-tryptophan 2,3-dioxygenase activity; metal ion binding; heme binding. The coding region runs from base 35 to 1258 and encodes 407 amino acids. Gene Ontology annotation, biological process: 'de novo' NAD+ biosynthetic process from L-tryptophan.